Molecule: messenger RNA, 672 nt
Organism: Telopea speciosissima
Lineage: Eukaryota; Viridiplantae; Streptophyta; Magnoliopsida; Proteales; Proteaceae
Product: agamous-like MADS-box protein AGL62
Exons: 1
Coding region: 1-669 (222 amino acids)
Biological process (GO): positive regulation of transcription by RNA polymerase II
Molecular function (GO): protein dimerization activity; RNA polymerase II cis-regulatory region sequence-specific DNA binding; DNA-binding transcription factor activity, RNA polymerase II-specific
Source: RefSeq, a predicted model, not a curated record
AUGGUAAGGAAACCAAGCAUGGGUCGUCAGAAGAUUGAGAUCAAGAGGAUCAAUUGUGAGGCUUCUCGACAAGUCACUUUUUCUAAACGCCGAGCAGGACUAUUUAAGAAGGCCAGUGAGCUCUGUACUCUCUGUGGUGCUGAGAUAGCCGUUCUUGUCUUCUCCCCUGCAGGUAAGGUCUUCUCCUUCGGCCAUCCUGGUGUGGAAUCAAUCGUUGAAAGGUUCCUCACUGAAAACAUUAAUCUGCCACCGGAAGCCGCUGCGUUGCCUCUUGUGGACGCUCACCGUGGAACUAGUGUUCGUGUGCUCAACCAACAGUAUACAGAGGUGCUCAACCUGCUGGAAACAGAGAAGAAGCGAGCUGAGACACUCUACCAAUCGACCCCAGAAGCAAAACAGGGCGAGCCAUGGUGGGAAGCACCCAUUGAAAAUAUGGGAUUGCCUGAGCUUCAGCAGUUGAAGAUUUUUAUGGAGGAACUCAAGAAGAAUAUGAAGAAACGUAUUGAUGAGCUUGUGGCCACUGUUACCUUCCCUUUCUUAUCUAUCAAUUCAAUGGGAGAGGUGGAAAGUUUUGCAGCAGCUAGAGCUACCCCAAAUCCAAAUAAUUCUUCUUCAAUCAUCCCUUAUGGAGAUGGUUAUGGUUUUAGUUUUGGACGUGGUCUUUUCUAAACU